Messenger RNA from Lycium barbarum (goji berry), 426 nucleotides. RefSeq names its product mitogen-activated protein kinase 4-like. Bases 91 to 360 code for a protein of 89 amino acids. The record is from RefSeq and is a predicted model, not a curated record. The transcript is spliced from 2 exons. Lineage: Eukaryota; Viridiplantae; Streptophyta; Magnoliopsida; Solanales; Solanaceae.
UAAGCAUUUUGCUAAUUCCAGCAUCUUCAGCAACUUCCUUCUUCUUGGUGCAAAUUUCAAGAAGAAUUGAAGCUUUGCGGCAUAUAAGGCAUGGGGAAUGGGAAUGGGAUUGCUUUGAAGGAUGAGAAGAUGCCUACUCAUUCAAGUAGUUUCAAGGAUAUCUAUUUGUUUUAUGAGUUGAUGGAUACGAAGCUUAAUCAUAUGAUUAAGUCGACGUUGCCUUUAUCCAAUGACCAUUGCAAGUAUUUUCUUUUUCAGGUAUUGGCUAGCUGUGAACUCAUUUCUAUUUGUUGGCUUCUUCUUUUCGUCUUCUUUUCCCCUCAUCACAGGGACAUCGACGAAUCAAAUAUUGAAUCAUGAUGAGUAUUUAUCUCAAACACGACAUGUAAAUAUUAUUAUUUGUAUUUUGUGUGAUAUAAUACACUU